Scaptodrosophila lebanonensis is the source of this 893-nucleotide messenger RNA. It is a transcript of the gene GstO3, whose product is annotated as pyrimidodiazepine synthase. NCBI's taxonomy places the organism in Eukaryota, Metazoa, Arthropoda, Insecta, Diptera, Drosophilidae. Bases 101 to 826 code for a protein of 241 amino acids. Gene Ontology annotation, biological process: glutathione metabolic process. The record is from RefSeq and is a predicted model, not a curated record. Gene Ontology annotation, cellular component: cytoplasm. Gene Ontology annotation, molecular function: glutathione dehydrogenase (ascorbate) activity; glutathione transferase activity. The transcript is spliced from 3 exons.
UGCUUGGCAUUGACAGUAAAAGGUUGUCCCAACAUAAAUAUUUAAGGAAACGGAAAAACCCUGAACUUGUUAAAAUCAAUACAAAAGUUUAAAGGACAACAUGAGCGGUGGUAAACAUUUGGCCAAAGGUUCGACGAAACCAAUUCUGCCCGAUGAUGGUGUCUUGCGCAUUUAUUCCAUGCGAUUCUGUCCAUAUGCUCAACGCGCUCAUCUUGUGCUUAGUGUUAAGCAGGUGCCACACCACAGUAUAUACAUAAAUCUCACAGAAAAGCCGGAAUGGCUGGUCGAAGUCAGUCCUUUGACAAAGGUGCCGGCUUUGGAAUUAGUUUCCGAACCGGGCCAGCCCACACUCAUUGAAUCGCUUAUUAUAGCUGAGUAUUUGGACGAGAAAUAUCCACAGAAUCCGUUGCUGCCGAAGGAUCCUUUGCGGCGUGCACUAGAUAAAAUUCUCAUAGAGCGUUUUGGAGCAGUAACGGGAGCUUACGCGAAAAUUGUCUUUUCUGAUGCUGGUACAGACGAUCUGUGGCAAGCUCUGGAUAUCUUUGAGGCGGAGCUGGCUAAGCGCGGGACUCAGUAUUUUGGUGGAGACAAGCCAGGCUUUGUUGAUUACAUGAUAUGGCCAUGGUUCGAACGGUUGCCUGUGCUUAAGUUCUUGGUGAAGGAGAAUUACGAUUUAGAUGAAAAGCGAUUUGUCAAGCUGAGCAAAUGGAUUGCCCUACUAAUAGACGAUGCUGCUGUGAAAUCUUUUUAUGUUACGCCCGAGCAGCAUAUCGAAUUCUGGAGAACUCGUAAAGCUGGCAAAGCCAAUUAUGAUCUACUGGCCUAAGUCACUUUUGCUUUUAAUGAAACAAGUUGCAUACAAUUGAAAUACAGUCAAUUUUUAUUAAAACGAA